UGCCUGCCUGGGUGAUGCCAAUUUUUUUCUGAUUCCGUCACGUGAUCUAACUGGUCAUGGUGGGGGCUCCCAAAUUUUCACCGCCCUCCACCGUAGAUUUACUGCCGAGCAGGGUUUGAAAUUCGCCCACAACCUGGAGCGCAAAACUUGGCUGGUGUUGCGAAUCUACUCAAACGACCAAAAAACAGCAGCGACCAGAACUGAACGCAGUAUUCCUCACCAUUAGAAUCACAUAGUUGUUCUACUGGAAGACGGUCAUCAUGUCGAAAAUCACCGUCGCCGGAGUGCGUUCCAACGUUGGCGAGCUCCUUGAGUACUCGCUCGAGACCAAGAAGCGGAACUUCCUCGAGACCAUCGAGCUGCAGAUCGGCCUCAAGAAUUAUGACCCCCAGCGUGACAAGCGUUUCUCGGGCACCAUCAAGCUGCCCGUCGUCCCCCGCCCCAACAUGGCCAUCUGCAUUCUUGGUGACCAGCACGAUCUCGACCGCGCCAAGCACGGCGGCAUCGACUCCAUGUCGGCCGACGACCUGAAGAAGCUCAACAAGAACAAGAAGCUCAUCAAGAAGCUGGCCCGCAAGUACGACGCCUUCAUCGCCUCAGACUCGCUCAUCAAGCAGAUCCCCCGUCUGCUCGGUCCCGGUCUGUCCAAGGCCGGCAAGUUCCCCACUCCGGUCUCGCACGCCGACGACCUGAGCGGCAAGGUCACCGAAGUCAAGUCGACCAUCAAGUUCCAGCUGAAGAAGGUUCUGUGCAUGGGUGUCGCCAUCGGCAACGUCGGCAUGACCCAGGAGCAGCUCGUCGGCAACAUCAUGCUGGCCAUCAACUACCUCGUCUCGCUGCUGAAGAAGGGCUGGCAGAACGUUGGUAGCCUGACCAUCAAGGCUACCAUGUCGCCCCCCAAGCGCCUGUACUAAGCAGCCCGACUAGACGUCUUUGUCCUGGACGACGAUGACGGGACGAAUUGCUCAGGAACCGCUCUGGUGGGAAGAUUGAUGAAUGGAUUGGAGGGGAAAAAACGCUGCCACGCGCCGCUCACGCGCAUGGACGAGGAGCAGGACGUUCCAGAAGGACAGACACUCCGACGAGCUAGCUAUCUCUCAACCAAAUCAGACAAAAUCAUCCCCCGCACUCAAGUCCAUCGAUCAU
This is a messenger RNA of Gaeumannomyces tritici R3-111a-1, 1146 nucleotides long. RefSeq names its product 60S ribosomal protein L10a. Bases 261 to 914 code for a protein of 217 amino acids. NCBI's taxonomy places the organism in Eukaryota, Fungi, Ascomycota, Sordariomycetes, Magnaporthales, Magnaporthaceae. Gene Ontology annotation, biological process: translation. The record is from RefSeq and is a predicted model, not a curated record. Gene Ontology annotation, molecular function: structural constituent of ribosome; RNA binding. Gene Ontology annotation, cellular component: large ribosomal subunit. The transcript has 2 exons.